Messenger RNA from Merops nubicus (carmine bee-eater), 564 nucleotides. Its product is annotated as G protein-activated inward rectifier potassium channel 1. The record is from RefSeq and is a predicted model, not a curated record. The transcript has 2 exons. Gene Ontology annotation, molecular function: inward rectifier potassium channel activity. Gene Ontology annotation, cellular component: plasma membrane. The annotation marks the transcript as partial. Lineage: Eukaryota; Metazoa; Chordata; Aves; Coraciiformes; Meropidae. Gene Ontology annotation, biological process: regulation of monoatomic ion transmembrane transport; potassium ion import across plasma membrane.
CGGUUCGUGGAUAAGAACGGGAGGUGUAACGUGCAGCACGGGAACCUGGGGGGAGAGACCAGCCGGUAUCUGUCGGAUCUCUUCACCACCCUGGUGGACCUGAAGUGGCGCUGGAACCUCUUCAUCUUCAUCCUCACCUACACGGUGGCCUGGCUGUUCAUGGCCUCCAUGUGGUGGGUCAUCGCCUACAUGCGGGGCGACCUCAACAAGGCUCACGACGACAGCUACACCCCCUGCGUGGCCAACGUCUACCCCUCCGCCUUCCUCUCCUUCAUCGAGACCGGGCCCACCAUCGGCUACGGCUACCGCUACAUCACGGACAAGUGCCCCGAGGGCAUCAUCCUCUUCCUCUUCCAAUCCAUCCUGGGCUCCAUCGUGGACGCCUUCCUCAUCGGUUGCAUGUUCAUCAAGAUGUCCCAGCCCAAGAAAAGGGCCGAGACGUUGAUGUUCAGCGAGCACGCCGCCAUCUCCAUGCGGGACGGGAAGCUCACCCUCAUGUUCAGGGUGGGCAACCUCCGAAACAGCCACAUGGUCUCCGCCCAGAUCCGCUGCAAGCUGCUCAAG